Messenger RNA from Porites evermanni, 5222 nucleotides. The record is from the annotation of a GenBank genome assembly. Lineage: Eukaryota; Metazoa; Cnidaria; Anthozoa; Scleractinia; Poritidae.
AUGCCUUUAGCUUCAGAAUCUCGCGGUCGUCGUCGUUUGCAGUUUACCUCCGCUCCGCUUGAAGGCAAGACAUUUUUCCUUCACGUGCAGUCAGCAAGUAAAGCCAGGGAGCUGGAGAGAAAACUCAAAGAACUAGGAGGGGUCAGUACAGAGAUUUAAUGUUACUUCAGUGGAAGGGGUGCAAUUAAAGGAUGGUGACAGACACCCGAGAGAACGUUUCAGUGGUAUCAAAGGUCAUAAAACAUCGCCUCUCUGAGGACCAAUCUCAAAUGAUAACAAAAUGGACCAAAAUGGUCUUACAAUUUUAAUGCAAUCUGCACGCACUGAUAUUCAACACAAUCUAAAGAGCAUGCAGUUAUCCCCCGUUGCAACAGAAACUUGGUGUAGGUACCCCAAAAUGUCAGCAUGAUAAUGUCUGUUAUAAUGAGUUUGUUUUAUGAUUUCAAUGUUUACGUAUAUGAUUACGCUACACUGCUUAUCUCAUGUUAUCUUGGACUGGAACGUAUACAGCACAUGAGGAGUAAAACAGGACCUGCUCAAAACACAGUUGAAUGAUGAAGACUACACAAGACUGAAUGACGGUCCAAAUUAACUAAGCUUCUUAAAAACUUAAUGCCAUUUCGGGAGCCAUUUCAAACUAUGUGUUUAUAUACUAGCUUUUUCAAAGUUCGGACUUAUUGGUUCUUAUUUUAUUAAAUGUUUUCUCUUCUUUCUCUGUACUUAAUUUGUAAAACACAUCACUAUAAUGUUAUUACAAACUUUAUUCCAGGAUAAGUCCAUUGCAUAUGCUUUCUUUUUACAGUUUUAAUGAUACAUUAUCAGUGUGCAUGUCUUUGUUUCAAGACCGUACUCUUGAAAAAGCACAUGCAUCUAUAAAACUUGCAUGCAAAAGGUCAGAAGAGGGAACGUAGUAAAUCAGGGUAUCAAACCAUUUAUAUUUUUGUUGGUUUUUUUGAUCUCUCUAGGUAGUAGAAAAGUUUCUUAGUAAGGAAUUGUCAUGUGUGAUCACAGACCAAAAGAAACCAGGAACUACAAACCUCACUUUAUCGGGCAAUCGAGGGGUAAGUAUUCUCAUCACUACGUUUGGUGCGCGCAAGUGUGCGCUUUUAUUGUUUGUUGCAUAGAUCAAUGAACUGGAGAGUUGUCUUCUAUUUGUUUUAAUCUUUCAGGCAUCUGUUGCCUUAUUACCUUUACUGUUGUAGGUCUGAUUCCAAUAGACUUUUCGCUGUUCCGUAUCUUUCCGUAAGAUCGGUGGGAUCUACGCUGGGUGCCAGAGACUUUUCAUGGACAGUUCCUGGCUUCGGUCUAGUCUUUAGAGAGCUUUAGAUUUGAGGACGAGGACGGGUACAAGUACGAGAUUUAACUUAAGUUUUUGCGCGUCUUCUGAAAAAAGACACCCUGGAAAGCUUCUUCUUACCUUUUUUCACCAAAAAAGUUUGUUCGGUUAUUUGUACUAAAGGAGGUUAAGCCCUCUCCCGAUAACAAAAUGAUAAAACUUGUUACAUUUGAUAACUUGUUUCCGCCACUACGACAUUCUCACUAUUCUAAUGACGAUGGCUAUCACGUGUUCCCGCCAAAAUAACGCUGAUUCAUGCGCGCGCACUACUUAGUGUUGGGAAAUUCUGGGAAAAUCUCGUACUCGUAGUCGUCCUCUUCUCAGUGUAGAAAAUAGGGACUUUAAGAUCCAACGACGCGACGGCAACGAGAACGUCGCUUAAAAAAGGAAAUUACGUUCUUUCAGUUUUUAUCGCAAUUAUUCCUAUCCACUCACUUUGUCAAAUGUACAUGUAGGCGAACCCUCCUGGAGUUGAAUGCCUAGGGACCAUAUCCAAGUGCAGAAAGACGGAAACAAAAUUUCGUCGUUGAUUGUUUACGUAUUCCAUAAAACGCGAAAUUAGGCAUUUUCACGUCGUAGUCGUGCAAAGCGGGCAAAGAAAUGUACAAAAAAGCGUGAUGCACCCGCAAAGUUGUUGUUUUGCUUAUUAAACCUAUUGUUUUUUUGACGUUCUUGUUGCCGUUCGCGCGCGGCGGGAAUUUUCGAUGUUGGCCGAAGGCGGAGACCGCGAGAAAAAAAGCUUUUCGCGCGGGUCACCAUAAAGACUUGACAGAAAAGGGAAAGUCUCUGGUACCCAAGAUAUAUAUCCCGAGGAUCUUACGGGAAAUAGGGGAAUGAACAGUUAUUUCUAAAGCUCACAAAUUAGUCUUCUUUUUUUCAGCCAACUCGUGCUGAAGCCAUUCUCCAGAAGUCUGUGAAACAACAGAAACAACCAACCAAGAGUACCGAUGUCCUGACCAAUGCAGAAAAGUGGGGAAUACAAGUCAAACCGGUUGAGCAAGUUUUAAAAUGGAUUGAAGGGCAAACGAAACGUCAAGCUACUAGUAGGCAACCGUCUGGCCGUGUUUGCAGUCUCAGAGGGGCUUUCCUUAAAGUGGAAGAUCAUAGUCGGUAAGAUACAUGGUUUAAGAGUGCUCAAUAGUUAACCUAGAGAAUACAUCAAGUAGACUGAUGCGUGAGCUGCACUAAGUGGUCUUGAAUAUUUAUUGCGACUCAGAGACUUCUGCGAAACAGUCAUCAGGCAACUGCCAAAAAGAACGAUUACAAUCGAAUAUAUAGAGAAAACAAUACAACAAAUGGGGCGUCGAAGAGCUUCGACGACUUACCAUUUCAUCAUGAUUAACCAAACAGAAUCAGCAGACGCGCUACGCACCAAACGCUACGCCCCACGCGCCAUUUAUUGUUCUGUUUUCUCUAUAUAUUUCAUUGUAAUCGUUUUUUUGGCAGUUGCCCGAUGAUUGCUUCGCAAGAAGCAUGAAACUCUAUGUAGCAAUAAAUAUUCAAGACCACUUAGUCCAGCUUCAUCAGUCUACUUGUAGUGUGCGGUAUGGAUAUUAAAAUUUUGAACCAAUUGUUUCCUUUCAAAUUAAUGACUCACAGAAUCACUCCAAAUAAACUGUCGGGUUUAGUGAUGUGUGGGUUAAUAUUUUAUAGAAAGUCUUAGAAGCUAAAACGCUUCUCCCUCGCAGUCGUUUUUUGGGAUGUCACGCAACGUUCUUGUAGGGUAAACGGCUGCAAGGGAGACUACCAUGGACACAAACUACACCAAGGAACGAGUGCUUGCAGCAGAAUUUGCGCACAUUUUAGCCAUGGCUAAGAGAAAGGCACAUUAGCUUGCUAAAAAGCUUAUGUAGGCUAUGUUCACUAUACCGGCUGACUUUUACGCUGGCACGAAAACCAUAUGAUACCGCAUAGGGCCCCUGAUCUGCACACAUAAGAACGGAUAGUGGCUGCGCUGCGCUGGUCUCUUAAGUGGAGAGUCACAUAUCAGAUAGGUGUUCAUACCAUACCGGAUAGCUAGCCCAUGGUAUAGAGUGUACAUAGUAUAACCUGAGUCUAUUUGAUUAAGAAUCCCUUCAGUACCUCAAGGCCAAUGAUGGCUUAAAUCUAACAGUAUUUCCUAGGCAAGAACUUCGCCGAUAAUCUGAUCGUUAAAAAUAUACUAAUAAUUCUUGUUACUCCGAUAGACAAUACAGACCCCUGGUUAAGGAACUAAAUAUGUGGCCACGACUGAACCUCGAUGCUCCGCCCGGCUUUUCACCCUUUGACGAACCGGUGAGCAUGCGCACAAGGUCACGAAGUUCAUCUAAAAGUCCACAGAGGCGCACCAAGCGUGCAGCUGGUAAGCGCUCUACUGGAAGUACGGACAAGAAAGGAUACUGUGAGCUGUGUGAUGAGCAGUAUGUGGGGAUGAAGACGCAUAUUACCGGCAGACAACACAAGUUGGUGGCAUCGCGAAAAGAUACCUACGCUGAACUGGAUAGGCUGAUAUCAAGAGGGAAAACUUUAAAAGAAUUUGAGGCUGAAAUGAGAAAGAAAACAAGUGCAGAGGCUUCAAAUACAACUAGAAAAUCAAGGUAAUCAAGCAACAAACCAGUCAGUACCAAGCAAACUAACGAUAGUAUUAAGUAAUUAAGUUAGAAGCAAACUUAGCGAAGGCAAUCACUACUUUUACAUUAGAAAGUUCCGUGCUUGUCAGUGACGGAUUUAAGAUCUUCAAGUAAAGUAGGGUCCGCUAAUCCAGAGCCUAAGAAAAAAGAAAAAAAAUUCCCAGUCCUGCAGGCUUCAGCUUGGCCUCAUGUAAAGACGUUUAGCCCCCGCUCCUGGAUUCCCAAGUUUGUUGAAUGGAACAGAGAUCAUACUGAAAAGGAGAAAAUCUUGCCUAGUCCCUAGGCCUCAUUAUUGCGCGCGGCCGAUGCGUUUCGGGUCACGUGGUCAAAGCAUUGACCGAGAAGGGAAGGGAAGACGCUGUGCUGGGACUAGCCAAGAAUAAAUCUAAAAGGCAUCAAGUGAGAGCGAGGGUGCGUUUUAUUAUGGGUCUGGGAUGAAAGUAUUUUGGAAAAUCAAUAACCACACCUAACUGAGAGUCGAGCAAAAGUACAGAACUGAAAAUUCGAAACAGCAAUCGUCCCCUGACUGAAACAAUUCUCGAUUACAUUCUGUUACUGCUAUUUAUACAAGCCAACAUAAGCUUCCAGGCCCUUAGUUGUUCAAAAGUGGAUAGCGUUAUAUACUAGAUACAAAUAUUAUCUAGUGCAUAUUGCAAUUGCGUUCCCUAACACUUUCCGCCCGAGAAGCGCUAUCCAGUGUUUGGGCAACAAGGGCCAGCUUCUUACUUUUGGCAUCUCCUGAGUGGAAGCGAAAGUUUUAACACAUGUUUUGUUGUCACUUUUUUCCUUACGCCUUUAGGUCAAGAAGUAGAUCUCCAGUUAUUGUCAAAUCAACUCCUCAAAAAAGAAAGAUAAUAUCAGGAACAUCCACAUCCCCACGAAGACGGAAAACCUUAAGAAGCAAGCCGCCAACUCCAUCUCCUGGCCGAAGGACCCCAAGUAGACAGUCGGAGACUUCCUCGCCCGCCCGAACAAGGCCGAACUCUGCUCAAAAGGUUAAAAAGAUGGUAACUCCGAUCAAAAUUGUCCGAUUUCAAGAUGAUCAAUAUUCCGUCGUGAAAUCCAGCGCUAAGAAGAGACGUCGCGACGAAGCUGACGUUGAAGCUAGUCACAACAAAUCCAAAAGAAAAAAGACGGAUCGAUAUUCGAUCGUCGAGUCCACACCGAUGAGAAUCCGACUUCGGCGCAGUAGGAGAAGCGGUUCGAAAGGGGCAAGCGGGUCUCUUUUUGUUAACCUACCGGUGUUCGUCAAAAGCCCGAAUGGACGCUCGCCAUAG